UUUCUGCUUCAUUUCAUCAGUAGUCUGUGUAGCUAAGCUUCUGAAAAGAGAGCUUCUGUUCGUCCUGGAAAGUAAGGAGGAAGACUGGUAAACAAAAUAUGAGGGCAGCCAUCAAAAGAAGAUCCGAGAUAAACAAAAUCUGUGUUCUUAUCUUCAAUUUUCCUCUUUAUGGCUUUAUUACUUCCUCUUUGCACUAAUAUUUUGAUCUCUCUCUUUCUCCUUUCACGAACAGUAGAAAAUCAGACCAAUCAUACAUGCUUACAUUUGCCAUUACAUAUUCGAUAAAAUGAAUAUCCUUAUCAUGGACCCUACUUAUCAGGGAGCUUCAACAUCAGGAAAAUGAGGCUCUGUAUGACGCAGAUCCCAAGUGCUAAUAACUAUCCAGUAAUGAUCUUCAUUUACUUAGUUUUUAAGGAAGACAUAAAUUACAUCCACAUCCAAUUUGAUCUAAGUAAUUCAUAUAAGUAGCUAGCUAGCCUAGCCCUGAAAGCUUUGAGAAACUCAAUCAUGUCAGAGUUUAGGCAAGACCUGCAUCAAGAAAGGGGCUUGAAUAUAGAAGUCCUAACCCAGUUCUCUAAUAUGACAGAGAGCAUGUUAGAGGGUGGAUUGGAGAACUUAUUGGGCUACCAUUUCCAGUUACCAGAAACCACAACUCCCAGCUCACUAUCCAAUUUUCCUUGUGUUACCUUACUGAAAUGUCAGAACGAGUUUCCGAUAACUCGAACCGGUCUACUGGUAGAUAACGCUCAAGAAACCAUGAAGAGAAAAGCAAAACAAGAAUCGGAAAGCAACUCAGGAGCGCUUUGUGCAGCCAGGCCUUUGAAAAACUUGGGAGGAGGAAGGAAAAGAAGGAACUGUGAGAAAGAACAGGAAAAGCCUGCAGAAGUAGUUCAUGUUAGAGCAAAACGAGGUCAAGCUACAGAUAGUCACAGUUUAGCAGAAAGGGUGAGAAGAGAGAAAAUCAACAACAAAUUAAAAUGCUUGCAAAACCUUAUUCCAGGAUGUCACAAGUCAAUGGGUAUGGCAAUGGUGUUGGAUGAGACAAUCAAUUAUGUUCAUUCACUACAGAAUCAGGUUGAGUUUCUUUCAAUGGAGCUUGCAGCUGCAUGUUCCUCUUUAGGCAUAAAUUUUGGCACGGGAGCUAUCAGAAAAGCUUAGGGAACAAGAUCACAUGAGGAACAGGCGACAGAGAAAUAGAUGAGGAAAUGAUAAAGAGAGCACAGUUGCUUCCACUUCAGUAAGCCCUUUUGACUGCAAAUGGGGCAUUUGAUAUCUCUAGGCAAACAAGAUAGUGUUUUCUCACAAGUCUACAAAAUGUCGAAAACAAAUCUAUCAGAGAGUGAUGUAUCAAUUUUACAUCAUACUGUAAAUUGCAUAAAGCAGAACAGGGCAACCAAUUACCUAAUAUUGGCUAUGUCUGAUGUGAUUUUGUUAUCCUGUCUGCAAAUCAUGUCUACUUUUUUAGAC
This is a messenger RNA of Cucurbita moschata (crookneck pumpkin), 1467 nucleotides long. Its product is annotated as transcription factor BEE 3-like. The record is from RefSeq and is a predicted model, not a curated record. NCBI's taxonomy places the organism in Eukaryota, Viridiplantae, Streptophyta, Magnoliopsida, Cucurbitales, Cucurbitaceae. Gene Ontology annotation, biological process: regulation of DNA-templated transcription. The transcript is spliced from 6 exons. Gene Ontology annotation, molecular function: protein dimerization activity; DNA-binding transcription factor activity. Gene Ontology annotation, cellular component: nucleus. The coding region runs from base 508 to 1158 and encodes 216 amino acids.